AUGCGUCCAGGAAGAAAGAUCCUCAAGGGAAGACAGACGCCCAAGGCAGUGUCGAGAGAGAAAGAGGAAAUGGAGACCGUGGAAGUCCUCUGCGUGGAUAAUGUCCAGUGUGAGCUCUGCGCCAUGAACGAAGAAGUCACAGCGGCGGGCCGGGGAGCCUCUGAAGCCCCCAGCCCCUCCAGGGCAUACAAAACCAUUGAGGAUGAUGACUUGAAGUUUCCCCUUAUAUAUGGAGAAGGCAAGAAGGCCCGGGUAAUGGCAACUAUUGGCGUAACAAGGGGACUUGGGGACCACGACCUGAAGGUUCAUGACUCCAACAUCUACAUAAAACCAUUCCUGUCUUCAGCUCCAGAGGUAAGAGUCUACGACCUCUCCAAAUAUGAGCAUGGAGCAGAUGACGUGCUGAUCUUGGCUACUGAUGGACUCUGGGAUGUUUUGUCAAAUGAAGAAGUAGCAGAAGCAAUCACUCAGUUUCUUCCCAACUGUGACCCAGAUGACCCUCACAG
Molecule: messenger RNA, 506 nt
Organism: Psammomys obesus (fat sand rat)
Lineage: Eukaryota; Metazoa; Chordata; Mammalia; Rodentia; Muridae
Product: protein phosphatase 1H-like
Exons: 6
Biological process (GO): protein dephosphorylation
Molecular function (GO): protein serine/threonine phosphatase activity
Source: RefSeq, a predicted model, not a curated record